UAUUCACUGCUUUUGUAAUUUUCACGUUACUGUAUCCGAUGAAAAACACGCGCAAGGACAAUGUUUGUAUCAGCUACAGUUGAUCAAUUUUAUAGCGUACGGUCAUCAUGUACACAUAGUAAACUAGUAAACUUUAUGUUAAUAUAUGUGUGUGCGUGACUAUCUUAAUCUUAUCGCAGACGUAUCAAACAUUUUAUCAGGACAUACAAAAGUUUUCUUUUUGCGUUGAAAACAUUUUGCUAUGGAUCAAACUGAGAGCCUUCCAGUUCUGUAUAUUCGAGCCAGAAGUCACUACGAUGUAGGCUUUUCUAUUGGCAUUACCUUCAAAGGAUGGAUUCAGGACUAUAUGGACACUUCAAACGAAUUUAAGCAGUAUAGAACGUUUUACAAUGGAAAGGAAGGACAAAGGUUAGUCGAUCAGUACAUGUCAACCGGCCGUACGUCCCAUUCGAAUAUUAUGUCAGAAAUCCAGGGCAUGGCGGAUGGGGCGGAAGUGAAGUUCGAAGAGCUUUUUCUGUUGCAGAUUUCAUCAGAACUAAAAUUUUGUCACUUGAAAGAAAUGUUUAGAAGAACGGAUGACAAAGAAAAUGGUGAGAAAGGAUGCACUGAUGUUCUGGUUAAUAGAAAACAAUGCAGGAUUAUCGGACAUAACGACGACUGGACAGAAGACGUGUCUUCCCGCGUUUAUAUUGUGCACGUGACUAUAGCAGACGAGAAAGAGCGCGUGAUUGAGCAGUUUGUAUCUUUCAGUUACCCGGGUUAUUUAACAGGAUUUUGCUUUGGAAUGAAUAAAUCUCUGGUAAUAAGCCUGAACUCAUUAUCACCAAAGAAAGCAAAUAGGACAGGAGUUCCCUUGGCAAUACUGCUGCGUUCACUACUCGCGUGUAAUACCAUUGAAGAAUGUUCUUCUGCCAUGGAAAGUAAACCGUAUGGAUGUGCUUACGGGAUGAAUAUAAAUAUUGCCGCUAUUAAUGGAACCAACAUGUGCUCGAUGGAAGUAUAUCCACUGCAGGGAAAGACCGAGGUCAAGGUCAGAAACGUUCCUCUCGAGGGAGAUGUGGACGAACAGUGUUACUUCUUUCAUCAAAAUCAUUAUAAACACAUAGCUGCUGAAGAAACUGGACCUUGCACUGGAUCAAAGCUCCGAGACAAGAGAACCAGCGAAAUGCCUGAACCGGAAACUGUUGAUGACGUCAAAGCUAUUCUUGGUGAUACAGAAGAUGGCGUAGAACCAGUUUAUCGCAUGCCUUGUGCUUCACACUAUGCACCGCAUGUGAAAACGGUGGCAACUGCAGUUUUCAGUAUCACUGAAAGACUGUUACAUGUCUACCGAGCCAAUCCCAAGCUAGCAUCAGCUCCUUGUCUGACUCUGCCAUUUCUGUGAGGAGUAGGGGAGAUUAUGCUUGAAUGUGUUCUUUUUUCUGUAUGCUAGAUAUAAGUUUCGAAAGAGAAUGACCAGUAGACUACGAGAAAACCUCAUCAAUGAUAAAAUAUGAAAAUAUUCAGACUAUAUUCACACAUACUGCAUUUUAGCCCACCAUCAUCAGAUGGUGGGCUAUUCAGAUCACUCUGCGUCCGUCGUCCGUCCGUCGGUUAACAAUUUCUCGUUAUUGCAUAUCCUCAGAAACUACUGGGUGGAUUUUGACCAAACUUUGUCAGAAUGAUGUAUUGGUACCCUAGUUGUGUCCCCCCUGAAAAUCAGACUGGUUCAACAAUUCUUUAACAAGUUAAGGCCCUUUGUUUAUUUUGAUUUCUAAUAUAAUUUUAUAUCCAGUGGCUCUCCAGGUAGUUAAUUGUUUUUUAUGGCCUUACCUGUAGAAGGGUCAUAAAGUCUGCAGACACUAAUGAGAUAAUGAUUCAAGUUGUCCAUUAUUGUCCAUUAUUUUCCAAUAACAACUCAGCAGUGAAUGGAAUACCCUAGUAGAUUGAUGAUUAAUUUGUUUAGUACUGUUUAGUACUGAACUUUCUGGGUUUAAUUAUUAAUUAUGAUAUAAAUAAUUAUAUGUGCAUUCUUUGUUUCCAUAAUAAGAAAAAAAUAAUAAUUGCAUCAUUAAUGAUGUCAUCUCUCUUGUUUAGGGUAUGGGUUUAAUUAUUUUAUAAUUAUGUGCAUUCUCUGUUUCCGUAAUAAGAAAAAAAAAACAUAACUCAUAAAUGCUGUCAUCUCUCUUGUUAACUUUUGUACUGAGUUACUUCCCCUUAAAUUCCAAGAAAUAGUCUAUUUUUAGAAAUCAUAGAAACUCUUGCUACUAUGGCUGAACUCUGACUUCUCUGGCCAGCCAGAGUAACCAGAGUUCUGGCUACUCUAAAUAGCCACUUGAAAAUAGUAAUUAACUUGAAAUUCCGUUUAAACAUGCUAUUUAGAUAGAAAUGACAUAUUAAGUUUCAUAAUCAAAGCUAAGACUGAAAAUGUUUUGCGAACACGGGACUUGGUUACUCUGGCUACUCUGGCUGACCAGAGUAGCCAGAACAUGUUAAAAAUCUAGAAACUCUGCCUACUCUGGUUGAAUUCUGGCUGCUCUGGCCAGCCAAAGUAACCAGAGUUCUGGCUACUCUUGCUGAACUCUGGCUACUCUGGCCAGAGUUCUGGAUACUGGCUGAAUUCUGGCUACUCUGGCCAGCCAGAGUAACCAGAGUUCCGGCUACUCGGGCUGAACUCUGGCUACUCUGGCUGACCAGAGUAGCAAGAACAUGUUAAAAAUCUAGAAACUCUGCCUACUCUGGUUGAAUUCUGGCUGCUCUGGUCAGCCAGAGUAAUAAGAGUUCUGGCUACUCUUGCUGAACUCUGGCUACUCUGGCCAGCCAGAGUAACCAGAGGUCUGGAUACUGGCUGAACUCUGGCUACUCUGGCUGAACUCUGGCUACUCUGGCUAGCCAGAGUAACCAGAGUUCUGACUUCUCUGGCUACUCUGGCUAAACUCUGGCUGAACUCUGGCUACCCUGGCUGCUUUGGCUAAAUUCACGCACAUCAAAAUAACUAUAUUAAAUAUUUCUUCACAAACUGGGCAUGGAUUUGUCGGCAAGACACAACUGCUUUCCCCGAAUUCUAAAACGUUUUUACUGUAAAAAGACAAUAACCAAAAACAUUCAAUUUUACUCACCUUGCUCGUUAUUUUUGUAAACAUCCUGCGCAAUGCCUGCGCCGUCGGAGGCGCGAUGCCUUAAUAUCAGUGCGGCACCGUGAUUUUGUGCCGCAGGCAACGUUUCAUACCAGUGUCUUGACUCGACCAAAAUUUAAAAAGUCGAGCAACUAAAUAAAUGUCUAAAUUAAGAAAAAAAACAACGAAUUUCAUAACAAGGCAAGAAAACAAUCACAAAACAAAAUAACUUCUUUAUCCUGUCAUAUUUUGGGCACAAUUUAUUUUGAUAUUUCUCCAUUUAUCUGUGAAAAUUUGAUAUUAUACAGCUCUGUAUCCUGAUAAAUAAUAUUUGCUCGUUGUAUAAUAAAAUCUGUAAAAAAGAUCUUUUGGAAGCAUAGAAUAAAGCAUAAAACAUUCGUUAUAUAUAAUCA
Mercenaria mercenaria is the source of this 3508-nucleotide messenger RNA. RefSeq lists its product as uncharacterized. The transcript is spliced from 3 exons. The record is from RefSeq and is a predicted model, not a curated record. Lineage: Eukaryota; Metazoa; Mollusca; Bivalvia; Venerida; Veneridae. Bases 242 to 1384 code for a protein of 380 amino acids.